Pieris rapae (cabbage white) is the source of this 6322-nucleotide messenger RNA. It is a transcript of the gene wapl, whose product is annotated as protein wings apart-like. The record is from RefSeq and is a predicted model, not a curated record. Gene Ontology annotation, biological process: regulation of chromosome condensation. The transcript is spliced from 14 exons. Bases 447 to 4361 code for a protein of 1304 amino acids. NCBI's taxonomy places the organism in Eukaryota, Metazoa, Arthropoda, Insecta, Lepidoptera, Pieridae.
GUUUUGCUUUACCAAUAUGGCGCGGCUAGUGCUAUGAGAUGACAACAUCGUAUUUUGUGUCUUGUUUGUUACAACAUAUAAUAACUCCUUCUACCUCAGAUGUGUGAACGAUUAAAUAAUCAUUAAAUUAAAGGAGCUUUGUCGUAACGGUGAUAAGUCAUAGUUUGGGAUAAAUUGUACAUCCGAUUGCGUCCCCGAGGAAAGUGGUCCGUACCUAUACUUUAAAUUGUGAAAAUGGCGGGUGUGUUAUCUUUAGGGCUUUUGUUUUUCUUUCUCUUGGACUAGUUUUAUGUGAUUGUAGUUGAAAACUGCCCAAUACAUUUAAGAUACAAAAGUAAGGAAUACGUUUGUGGUUGGUAGCGUCAUGGACUACUUAUUAUUUUGACGUUUAGAGAGUGGUUUGUCAAGACGGCGCAGGUGUCAUCGUUUUUGAUGAAAUUAUCAGAAUGUCUCGUUGGGGCAGAGGCCGAAGCGGCAGCGUGGCCGUGCCGCUUGAUAGUGCCCUCUUCAGAGAAAACAGUAAUUGUCCAAGUGCAGCCCGGUCCGCGGGAACAGUGGGGAAAUGGGGAAUCACCAGUUUUACAUCUAUUAGAAGCGCUCCUUACGCCUUUCAAAGCAACACUAACAAGAAACCUGUUCAGGAUCAAAAUAGUCCACUGACAGUGCCAGCAGUUGAAACUGAGCAACCUCCACCAAAACCUAAGAAGUUUUUUAAAUCUAGGAAUACUGAACCAUAUCCUCCAGUGCCACAAAUCACGUAUGCUCCACCUGUGCUUCCAGCACCAUUAUCCCCUGAGCAUAGCACAAAAGAAAAGAAAACUAAGAAAAGUAGAUAUAACAGGGACUCUUCAUCUCCUGAAUUGCCUAGAAGAAACUCAGAAAAGUCUAGAGGUAAAAAGAAUAAUGUUGCUACUAAAGCAGCUAGAAAAGAGGAUUCCUCAGAACCAUCAGAACCCCCAAAUAAGCGUUACCUGGUACGUAAUCGGGAUAAGGUGAUCAAUUAUGCAGAAGAUGGAAGUAAUAGUCCAAUACCAGAAUUUACUAGAUAUGAACCGUUGCAGCCAAAAGCGUCUACUCCUAAAGCCAGUCCCUUAACUGCAAGUCCAUUGCAAAAUACUAUUGCAAGUCCUUCAUCUGCUAAACUUGAAGUAGUUAGUCCAUCAACAAGUAAAGAUAGCAAUGAGGAACGAAAACCCCCUCCAAUAGUUUUACGCAUUUCAAAGGGAACCUCUCGAAUUGUUAGUACAGAUUCUAAUGAAGGUUUUACCUCACCGGGAUCAGAUAGACACUCUUCACUGGAUAAUCAUCCAGAUUUAGGUUUAGAUCAUAAAAAAAGCCCUUCUAUGGAAGCAAUUUGUUCACCAAAACAUGAAGGUUUAAAAAUAACUAUAAAAUGUUCAGGUUAUAGUCAAGAAACUAAAAAAGAAAAGAAGAAGGAUAAAAAAGAUGGACACAAAUCUCAUAAAAAACAUCACAAAGCAUCAUCUGAUGAUGAACCACUUAAAAAACCUAGUUCUCCACAACCUGGCUCAGAAAACUAUGAACUGUAUAAUAUGCUAGCAUCACCAGUACAUACACCUGUACCAGAAAAAACUCCCAAUAAGAGUAAACAGAUAGAUAUUAUAGAAUCACAAUUGGCCAAACUAGACUCAACGCCAGAUGUAAAUGAAAUGAAUGAAGAACCACCGGACCCAAAGCCACCUGAAGCAGCAGCAGGGAGGUCUAGAAGAAAUAGACCUAAUAUCAAUUAUAAUGAAACAGAUGAUGAUGCUUAUAACAUAGCAGCUGGUCUGUCUAAACAAACAACAAAGACUGUUAGUGACAUUAAAAAAGAAACAAGGAAAACAAGAAGAAAGCAUGAGACAGUUGCAGAUAUUUCUAUAGAACAUGAAACACUAGACAUUCACACAGAAACUGAUGUACACAAGGGGACAGAACCACCAAUUGAACAUGAUGAUUUAAUUAAUAUAUUGUCCGGCAAUGAAAAGAGUGAAACUAUACCGAAGCUGAGAUUAAAUAAAAAGCAAAAAAGCAAGCAAAAGCUAUCUAGUCCAGAAUCAAAAGUAAUAUCUGAUGAUAUAAAUAGCCAAUUAAGUGUAGAAAUUAAUGAGCAACCAAUGGAGCAAGAAAAUUUAAUAGAUAUACAACAGGAAGUAAAUGAAGUUCAAAUCCAAGCACAAACUCAAUCAUCUGACUCAGCAUAUAACAGUUGUCCCAAUGAGCUCUUAGAAGAAGAAUUGCAAAAACAAUCCCAAGAUGUGUUUAAAUCUCCACACUCGGAAGAACAUAAUGAUGAUAAACCAAGUGUUAAAUUGGUUAUUACAAAGAAAAAGGGCUCCAUAUUUAAAAGCAAAUCUCUGGGAAAUGAUGAUCCUUCACCAUUGCCAGCCAGAAAAAGGAGGCAUUUGUAUAAACAUGAAUGGGCCAAUGAUAAAGGAAAUGAAACCCCAAGGCCAGAUAGGCCAGAGGCAACAGAAGCACAGAAUCCAGCUGCCCAAGUAUCGGAGGAGCUUACUCGAGUUACAAGAUAUAGAGCAGCCGAUCCAAUUCUUGAUGAUCCCAUGUCUAGUGAAGCUGUGAAACCUUACUCUAGUGUGAAAUGUGCAAAGGAGGCUAAACAGUACUACACUGUUGUAAGAAAUGUAAAGAAAGCACAUCAAAUUCAAGAGAUUGGUGAAUUUCAAGAGUUCAAUGAUGAUGUGGAGUUUCUUCUUGAUGCCUUACAGGACAACAACCCAAUGUCAACCCGUUGUCUGUCAGUGAUCACGCUAGCGAGUAAAUGCACUGCGCCGGCGUUUCGUAUGCAUUUGCGGGCGCACGGCACUGUGCAGAAAUUCUUCAGUGCUCUACAUGACGCCACCAAUGAUCCUAGCUUGGGAUUAUGUACAGCCACGGUGAUGUUUGUACUCUCGCAAGAUCGUCUCAAUAUGGAUCUGGAUAGGGAGUCUCUGGAACUCAUGUUGAAUCUAUUGGAGUCUGAUGCCUCUCACAAAAAUGCCUUAGAUGAUUGCGGGUUGACUUCGGCGCAGCUCGCUAAGACCCAAGAAAGGGUGCGAGAAUUGUGCGCCGAAAUCAAAAAUCAAGGAAAGGCGAAACAUUUAGAUCUGGAUAAUAUAACGGUGGGUCAUCUAGCAAUGGAAACACUACUGUCGCUAACAUCAAAGCGAGCCGGUGAGUGGUUCAAAGAGGAACUCCGGAACCUUGGUGGUGUGGACCACAUUGUCCGGACAAUACAGGAUUGCGUUGAACGCUUGCAAGUGCCUGCUGCCUCCUGGACUGGAUCACAUUUGGAUAUAUUGGGCAAAGCUGAUCGGUGUAUGAGGGUGCUUGAAAAUGUGACGCAAAUGAAUGAAGCGAACCAACAGCAUCUGACAUCGGGCAAUUUAGGUGCGGCAAGCACUUUGGCAACUCUGUUAAGGCGAUGUGUCAGCGAAGCUCGGGAACAUGUGCGUCUGCGAACGGCAUUGCUAGAUGCAGCAUUACCAGCUGUUAAAGUGUUGGUUAAUUUGUCGCAUUCGUUUGGUGGAAAUUCAUCAUCAUUGGGUGCCUCAGUAAUUGGUGAACAGCCGUCGGUAAUGGAGAUGUGCCUCAUUAUGUUAAAUAACCAGGACAACUUUAUACCAGAUACCAGUAACUUUGACUUUUCCGUCUGUGUUUUAAUGUUACUAAUAAAUCUAGUACAAAACAAUGAAAUUAACACACAACGACUGCUAAGUUUAAGGAUACGAGUGAAUCGGGAAAAUGACGUCAUAUCACGGAGUGUUUCUGCUUUAGACCUUAUUCUAGAUUUGUUCCACAAGAGGGUUGAUCUCGCCAGGCGAGCUGAAGAGAACACAGAUGCGCUGUUGGACGGCGAAAAGGACGAGAGCCAUAACAAGAAACAACCGGACGACAUUGACGAAACUGUCGCUAAACUGUUAGCACGUGCGGGCUCCCAUAUGGAGCACACGAUGGUGGGAGCAUAUAUGGCCCUGGCAGUGGGUCAGGCGGCGGCGGCUGCGCCUGCGCACGCGGCUGCAGUACGUGCACGUUUGCCUUCGUACGCGCCCCUAUUGCCCACGCUGAGGAAGUACUUCGCGUUUCUCUCUCUUACUGCCAGUGCUGAAGCGGCCAUAGUAGCGCACGUGAAAUCGACGCAGCGGAUAAUCCAGUUCAUGGAGGACAGCGACAAGGAGGCUUCGCCCCCGGAGCCGCCGCCCCCGGCCGCGCCAUACACCAGUGCCUACCCCAACUACUACCAGACUUCACCCUCAGACGUACCCCAAGAUAUGUCCCUUAGUAAUCUUAAUUAUAGUAUGAACUACAGUAGUUCGAGUUCUGAUCGGAUGUCGUCAUCUAUGGAAGUCGAUGGCUACCACUGAGCUUAGACAAGAGUAAGAAAACGCCUUCCGGCCUAGCUGAAGCCUAGGUCAUGCCGCCUUGUAUUACGUAUAUUCUAGAUAAUUCAUCUCUUUGGACGGUUUUAUCAAAUUAUAGGGCCGAGUGAUUCGGUCCUCCAUUUUUGUUCGUCUUAUGUGAAUUUAAUUAUUAAAUAUGGUUGUUCUGACUUUGUAUAUGGCAACGGUAUCUCUUUACAUUUCAUUUAUUCCGCCAACGGGUUCAAUGAACUUCCGCUAAGUUCCAGGUCAAAAAAUUGUCGAAACUUGUUUGGUCUUAUAAAGAGUGUGAAAAAAUAAUCGUAACCAUGGCAACUACUGUCUUUGGGUCAAGACUAUAAGGUGUUAUUCGUUGACUUACAAUUGGCCAUCUUCCCACAUUUUCCCGUAUUUUACCGGUAAAAUUAAAAAAUAAGAAUUAGCGCUAAACAUGACUUCCGUUAAUUUGUAGUUUUAUAGAUAUUUAAUCUCAAAAAAGAUAAAUCAUUUACAAGAGAUUAUAGUUAACUUAAGUCUGAAAUGGUUUUAGAAACGGAAGUCGUAUUUACCGCUGAGUAUGAUUUCAAAAUGAUGCCGUGAGAUAAUAUCUAAACUGUGGAAAGAUGCCCAAUUGAUAUUAUAUUCUAAUUUAUAUCAGUCAGAAUCUCGUAUUGAGCGCUGUCAAAUAUGUCAAUCUAUAUACAGAAAAGGCGGAUUGACAGCUCUUGACACUAGAUUCAUGUUGGAUUGAAUACGGGCCUUAGAGUAAGUGACUCACGUGAGUAACUUUUUCGUUUUCAUUGAUUCGUAGAAAACCGUUGUUAGUUAUUUUGGCAAUGACGUCAUUACAAAAAUCGAAACGAGUUCAAAUAAUGCUAUAAAAUUUAUUUUCUCUAUAAUAAAUAUGAACAAUGGUAAUGUUGAUGCACUUGUAUUUUGUUAGUGAUGUGAAGUGUGACGUCACUAUGGUAAUAUAUAUAUUUAUAAUUAAUAAUGUAUUAAUUUCAAUCUUAUUUACUGAUCAAUUUACGUAUAAGUUUGAUGUGGUCAAAUGGAAAAUUGAUCUUAUUAAUUCUGAUUUGCGUUAAAGAAAAUGUGUUAAACUAAAUUACCAUAUGACUUGAAUUGAUUAUUGAUAUAAUGAAUUACCGUAUGAUGCGACAUGUAAAUAAUUAAAUGUAUAGUAAAAUCAUGCCAUUCGUAAUGUUAGUUUUUCAUUGUUAAAUGAUUUACCUCACCCGUCGCCCAUGUAAAUAAAUCGUUUCUUAAUUAAAUUGAGAUAUUUCCGGGUUUAAGCCGUUUUGGCGAUAUAAAGUGCAAAUAGUUUAAGUGUAUAAUAGUUGUGAAUACGCACUGUAUAGUUCUGAGCGUUUCCGAGCAAUUGUUCGUGGCACAAUUCAUGUAAAUAAAUUAGCUAGUUUAAUCGGUUGAGAUGUUUGGUGAUGUUCGAUCGAGUACAAACUGCUUUAUAAUGCCUGGCCUAUAGUUCCACUUUGCGUGUGGAAAACUUAUUUAAAGUAUAUAAACGCUAUAUAUAUAGAUAGCUUUUAUGCUCCCAAUUUCUUUUUUGUGCAAGGGGGCCGUUCAAGUAUUAAGAAUUUACUGCAAAUUAUCCCCCCCCACUCUUUUGUCAGCCAAAGUAAGCUGAGCUCUCGAAAAUGCAUUUCGUUUUCAAGCAUAAACAAUGUAUGGGUGAUGUGUAAAAAAAUAAUAAUUACUGUUGACGUAAUCACUAAAUAACAAAAACUAAGAAUAGUGCGUACGUAAUACUUCAACGGCCCCAACGUACGUUAUACGUAUAUUACGAUUACAGACGGACCUUAGCUCAAAUUUAAACCUUUUAUAGCCUUUAAAUAAUUUUGUGCUGUAAAGUGGGACUAGUCUAUUGUGUGGCGAUCAUUGUUACAGUGAGUCUGAAUUCAUGGAUCGACUUUUGAUCGCGAAUGCUAAAAAAUAAACUUUACAAA